CAAUUGGUUAUAGUUCGUUGCCCGUGCAAGAUCAUCAACAACUGCUUUCAUUUCAUUUUCCAAGCUAUCACAUCUCUUUCAUGAGAUGUCGAUCCACCCCCUUUAAAAUUUAGGAGCCGAAAAGCGCAUAUUAUGUUCAACGCAAUGGCGCAACGCUUGCAGGAGCUAAUGGUGCUUUUCUUCUUAGCAAUCUUCUCCAAGGCGGUGGCUGGCCUCAAGCCUUAUGCCAGGGCCAAUAUAACACCUGACACAGCAAUUAAUAAUUAUUGCUUGAGCUGGAGGUUGGCGGUGGAGACCAACAAUGUGCGAGGGUGGCGGACUGUCCCUGUUCAGUGCUUACGCUACAUUGAAGCUUAUAUGCUCGGAGGGCAGUAUGAAAGGGACGUUGAGUUCAUUACAGAACAAAUUUUGAGCUACGUGAGUGGGAUUGAUCUCGCCGAUGAUGGCUUGGAUGCAUGGAUUCUUGACGUUGAUGACACUUGCAUCUCCAAUAUGUUUUACUACAAGGGAAAGAGAUAUGGGUGCGACCCAUAUGAUCCGGCUGGGUUCAAGGCGUGGGCGUUGAUGGGAGGGUGUCCAGCGAUUCCACCGGUGUUCAGAUUGUUCAGGAACCUGGUGGAGACUGGGUUUAAGGUGUUCUUGGUCACUGGCAGAGACCAAGAAACUCUAGGCCAAGCCACUGUUGAUAAUUUGCAUAGCCAAGGAUUCAUUGGCUAUGAGCGAUUAAUUUUGAGGACGGCGUCGUACAAAGGGCAAAGCGCAGUGACAUUCAAAUCUGAUAUUAGAAGGCAACUAGUAGAAGAAGGGUAUAGGAUAUGGGGAAAUGUAGGGGACCAGUGGAGUGAUCUACAAGGAGAAUUUUUAGGCAACAGAACAUUUAAGCUUCCCAAUCCUAUGUACUUUGUCCCCUGAUCAACUCAUACUGUGGAAUACUAUGCUGUUCUGGUCCUGACAGGAUCAAAAUACUGUAUCCUUAUACUUGUAUCUUAUUAUUAUUUAUAAUUAAUAAAUACAAUCUGCCAAUUACCAAUAAUGAACU
Messenger RNA from Manihot esculenta (cassava), 1039 nucleotides. RefSeq names its product acid phosphatase 1. NCBI's taxonomy places the organism in Eukaryota, Viridiplantae, Streptophyta, Magnoliopsida, Malpighiales, Euphorbiaceae. The coding region runs from base 133 to 912 and encodes 259 amino acids. The record is from RefSeq and is a predicted model, not a curated record. Gene Ontology annotation, molecular function: acid phosphatase activity. The transcript has 4 exons.